Molecule: messenger RNA, 1197 nt
Organism: Fulvia fulva
Lineage: Eukaryota; Fungi; Ascomycota; Dothideomycetes; Mycosphaerellales; Mycosphaerellaceae
Product: E3 ubiquitin-protein ligase RNF19A
Exons: 2
Coding region: 1-1197 (398 amino acids)
Biological process (GO): protein linear polyubiquitination; proteasome-mediated ubiquitin-dependent protein catabolic process
Cellular component (GO): ubiquitin ligase complex
Molecular function (GO): zinc ion binding; ubiquitin binding; ubiquitin-protein transferase activity
Source: RefSeq, a predicted model, not a curated record
AUGGUCCCCGCGUCUUCCGGUUUGCAAGCUGGACUCAACCCGACGCCUACACGCGCGGUCUGUCUCAACUCCCGGGCGGCUAUGGCUGCCAUCAAAGAGAAAGACUCGCGCUCAACGCUCAAACUGGGAACCUCACGGAUCGUCAAAGAACUCUUGAAAGCGGCAUGGCAUCGAAUCACCGGACCACAUCGCCGCUGCGUCAAGCGUUUCCGCAGCAAGAAAAAGAGCCGCGGCGAUGGCGAUCAACAGUGGUGCUUCGCAACUGCUCACGCACAAGCAUUGCCUCGAGCAUUCGUGAUCGUUGAUCCGCCUAUCAACAAUGCAGCGCCGGACGUACAUGUGGUGGACGUCGUUCGAGCACGCCCGGAAGAGCAUGUUGGCUCGGAUGCAAAAAGCGAGGUCGCAUUGCUCGAGAGAAUGUCUGGCGUUGAAGCAGUGGACGAGCAUUUAUUCCAAGGAUUAGCUCCAUCCUCAGAACUCGCAAGAACACUCUCCGUCACCUCAAGACCCAAGCCAAGAAGCAAGCGAAGCUCGUCCGGGCAGAAUGAAACGGCGCUUCAAUGCACGACAUGCGAGCACGAAUGUCCGGAAGAGGAACGUUUCCCCAGCGUUCCUCAAGCCUGUGCCGAGACUCACGAGGCUGAGACUUGUCUGACAUGCUGGCAACAAUGGCUGGAGGUACAAGUCGGAAGUCAGAGCUAUGAUCAGAUCUCAUGCGUGCAGUGUAGCAACAAACUCAACCAGCUCGACAUCAAGCGUCUAGCAACAACGGCCAUAUUCGAGCAAUACCUCGAUGCGGAGGCCAAGAGCGCACUGGCUACUGAUGAUAGUUUCACCUGGUGUCUAGCGCCAAAGUGUUCCUCAGGUCAGCUACACUACGGCAAUGAGCACUUCACAUGUGCCCAAUGCGGUCACGAACACUGCAUCAACUGUCGUGUAGACUGGCACGCUGGCGAGACAUGUCGAGCGUAUACGAGGAAGCAAAACGAGCAUGCGAAGACGAAGAAGGAGAGCAAACUUCUGCAUGCCAGAUUGCGCCAAGAAGAAGCAUCUACAGCCGCGAUGAUCGACGAUGAAACCAAGUUGUGCCCUGGCAAGAAAUGUGGCCGCAGAGUCGUGAAGAUCAGUGGCUGCGACAAAGUCACCUGUACGACAUGCAGGUACACCUUCUGCUGGCUAUGCUUAGCGUCUUUCUAG